This is a messenger RNA of Leptinotarsa decemlineata (Colorado potato beetle), 316 nucleotides long. Its product is annotated as general odorant-binding protein 72-like. Lineage: Eukaryota; Metazoa; Arthropoda; Insecta; Coleoptera; Chrysomelidae. The record is from RefSeq and is a predicted model, not a curated record. Gene Ontology annotation, molecular function: odorant binding.
AUAUGUAUUGUGCCCUGAAUAUGUACAGAUUGAUGAACCCAGAUAAUACUUUCAAUCACGAAUCUGCUAUGGCUCAAGUAAAACAGCUACCAGAAAGUUUCAAAGGACCGACGGAGAUAUGUAUGGAAAAAUGUAAAGAUGCUGCCGUUACACUUGAUGAUAAAUGCAUUGCAGCAUACGAGUUAUCAAAAUGCAUGUACUUCUGCAAUCCGGAGAAAUACUUUCUUCCGUGAUUGAACGAGUUCAUCCUAAUUGGAAAUGUCACUGCAAUCAUGUAUUAACGAGGUAUCAGUUUAAUUAAAUCGAAUAGAGGCAA